AUGCUGGGCCUCGGGAGCACCACCCUUCUGGGCUUGAUCACAGGUGCUGCUGUGACCAUCUUGCUGUUGCUGCUGCUACUGGCCACUUGCCUGUACCAUGGCCAGCAGGACCAUGACGUGGAGAGGAAUCGUCAAGCAGCAAGGAGAAACCGAGUCCUGUGGGCUGGGCCUUGGCUCCUCCGGGGCGGGGGUCGAGGUCGAGGCCGGAGUCACAUGGGACACCUUCACCAUCCGCACCAUCCUGGCCAUGCAUCUCACAUGCUGCAUGCCGGCCUCCACCACCACCACCUGCAUCACUCUCCUCAUCACCACCACCACCCUCACCGAGGACGCCGCUGA
Molecule: messenger RNA, 339 nt
Organism: Elephantulus edwardii (Cape elephant shrew)
Lineage: Eukaryota; Metazoa; Chordata; Mammalia; Macroscelidea; Macroscelididae
Product: histidine-rich carboxyl terminus protein 1-like
Exons: 1
Coding region: 1-339 (112 amino acids)
Source: RefSeq, a predicted model, not a curated record